This is a messenger RNA of Pygocentrus nattereri (red-bellied piranha), 4456 nucleotides long. Its product is annotated as NLR family CARD domain-containing protein 3-like. Bases 339 to 3542 code for a protein of 1067 amino acids. Lineage: Eukaryota; Metazoa; Chordata; Actinopteri; Characiformes; Serrasalmidae. The transcript has 11 exons. The record is from RefSeq and is a predicted model, not a curated record. Gene Ontology annotation, molecular function: protein binding.
AUCAACACACAGAAUUUACUUUCUGACCUGAGGAUUGAAGACAUUUCAGACACAGAGAGAGCAGAACAUCCCUGUGGAGCUCAGAGGCAGAACUAGAUUUCUACCAGAAAGAAUCCAGAGACAAGCGUGAAGGAAUGAAAAUUUUAAUCUAAUAGUAUUUAACAGUUAUAUAGAUUUAAAAAAAUGUGUAAGUUAAGGUCUCUGGUGUGUGACCCGUCGUCAGCCAACGACGAUAGACAAUAGAGUGGGGAGCAACUGGCGGUGGCGGGGAGGAAAGAGGUGAACGACAGAAUCUGAAAGCGGCGAAGCAGGAUUAGGUCUAAUCUGAAGGAGGAGCCAUGACCUCCAAAAUGAGCUUCUCUGAGGAGCAGCACUCACAGAAAGCUGAGAGACUGGUUCAGGGUCAGAGACCUGAGUCACCUGAAUCCAGCUGUUUGUCCAUGAAGAGUGACCAGUCAAUGGGCAGAAUAAUACCGCUCAGAGAGGAUAACAGUUCUUCUGAGAUCAGCUAUGUGUCCAUGAAGAGUGACCAAUCUAUGGGUGCUCCGCUAGUAUUCAGAGAGGAGGACCGAUCUACUGAUCUGAGAGUCCAGAAGAACUCAGACAUUACCAGGAGAAACAUGGGGAUCAUAUUCAAGGAGCUGGAGCACAAAGUCGUCUCUCUGGUGAAGAAUCAGCUGAAGAGGUUUGUGAAGCUGCUGAGUCUGGAUUACCCAGCAUGCUCUGACAGAGAGGUGGAGGAUGAGGAGGAUCAGAGCAAUGUCAGAGAGGAGGCGCUGAAGAUCACACUGACCGUCCUGAGGAACAUGAACCAGACUGACCUCGCUAACACACUACAGAGCAAACUGGCUCCUUCUUGUCAUCAAAAGCUGAAAUCAACACUGAAGGAAAAAUUCCAGAAAAUUAAUGAAGGAAUCCCAAAUUCUGGAACCUCAACCUUUCUGAAUGAGAUCUACACAGAGCUCUACAUCACAGAGGGCGGGAGUGGAGAGGUCAAUAAUGAACAUGAGGUCAGACAGAUUGAAACAGCGUCCAGAAGACCAGCAACACAGGAGAAACCCAUCAAAUGUAAUGACCUCUUUAAAGAUAAUUCCAUCAGCACUGUGCUGACUAAAGGAGUUGCUGGAAUUGGAAAAACAGUCUCUGUGCAGAAGUUCAUUCUGGACUGGGCUGAAGGAAAAGCCAAUCAAGACAUCCUCUUCAUAUUUACACUUCCUUUUAGAGAGCUGAACUUGAUGAAGGAGAAAAAACUCAGUCUGGUGGAUCUUCUUCAUAUUUUUUUCUCAGACACAAAAGAACUGAAACCAACAGACUAUCAUCACUACAAAGUCAUGUUCAUCUUUGAUGGUCUGGAUGAGUGUCGACUUCCUCUGGAUUUCCAGAACAAUGAGAGCUUAUUUGAUGUAAGACAGUCAGCCUCGGUGGAUGUGCUGCUGACAAACCUCAUCAAAAAGAAUCUGCUUCCCUCUGCUCUCCUCUGGAUAACUACUCGACCAGCAGCAGCCAAUCAGAUCCCUCCUGAGUGUGUUAACCAGGUAACAGAGGUACGAGGGUUCAGUGACCCUCAGAAAGGGGAAUACUUCAGGAAGAGAAUCAGUGACCAGAAACUGGCCAAUAAAAUCAUCUCACACAUGAAGUCCUCAAGAAGCCUCUACAUCAUGUGCCACAUCCCAGUCUUCUGUUGGAUUGCAGCCACUGUUCUAGAGAGAGUGUUGGGUGAAGCCGAGAGUGGAGAGACCCCCAAGACUCUGACUCAAAUGUUCACCCACUUUCUGAUCUUUCAGAUCAAACACAAGGACCAAAAAUAUCAUGGGAAAUGUGACACUGAUCCUCAGCAGACUCGAGAGAGUAUUCUGGCACUGGGAAAACUGGCGUUCCAACAGCUGGAGAAAGGCAACCUGAUCUUCUAUGAGGAAGACCUGAGAGAGUGUGGCAUUGAUGUCAGAGAAGUGUCGGUGUACUCAGGAGUUUGUACCCAGAUCUUCAGAGAGGAGUUUGGGCUGCACCUGGGAAAGGUGUUCAGCUUUGUUCACCUGAGCGUUCAGGAGUUUCUGGCUGCUUUAUAUGCAUUUAUUUCCCUCAUUUCCUACAACAGAAAUGUUCUGUCAACAGGAUUUUUUUAUUUAUUCAGAAUGUCCACAAUGUCAGACUUCCUGAAGUCUGCUGUAGACAAGGCUUUACAGAGUGAGAAUGGACAUCUGGACCUUUUCCUCCGCUUCCUUCUGGGCCUCUCACUGGAGUCCAAUCAGACUCUCUUACGAGGCCUACUGACAAAGAGAGGAAGCAGCUCUCACAGCACGGAAGAAACAGUCCAGUACAUCAAGGAGAAGAUCAGGGAGAAUCCCUCUCCAGAGAAAACAAUCAGUCUGCUCCACUGUCUGAAAGAACUGAAUGAUCAUUCUCUGGUGCAGGAAGUCCAAACAUUCCUGAACAGAGGAGGAUCCAGUGGACUCAGUAGAGCUAAACUCUCUCCUGCUCAGUGGUCAGCUGUGGCAUUUGUGUUGCUGAACUCAGAAGAAGAGCUGGAUGAGUUUGACCUGAGGAAGUAUGAUCCAUCAGAGGAAUGUCUUCUGAGGCUGCUGCCAGUGGUCGAAGCAUCCAGAAAAGCUGUACUUGCUGGCUGUAAUCUCACAACAGAAUGUUGUGAAAAGCUGUCAUCAGCUGUUCAAUUAAUGAACUCCUCUCUGAAAGAUCUGGACCUCAGUAACAAUGACCUGCAGGAUUCAGGGGUGGAGCUGCUGUCUGCUGGACUAAAGAGUUCACACUGUAAACUGGAAACACUCAGAUUGUCUGGGUGUAUGAUUACAGAUAAAGGCUGUUCUUCCCUGGCUUCAGCUCUGAAAUCAAACCCCUCCUACCUGAGAAAUCUGGAUUUGACCUAUAAUCACCCAGGAGAGUCUGGAGGGAAGCUACUGUCUGAUCUACUGGAGGAUCCACACUACACACUGGAGAAACUACAAGUGGACCAUGGAGGGAAGAUCAGGAUGAAACCAGGACUGAAGAAAUAUGUGUGUGAUCUCACUCUGGAUCCAAACACAGUGAACAGAAGUCUCUCUCUGUCUGAGAGUAACAGAAAAGUGAAGUGGGUGAGAGAUCAGUCAUAUCCAGAUCAUCCAGAAAGAUUUGAUUGGCUACAGGUUCUAAGUGUGCAGAGUCUGACUGGACGUUGCUACUGGGAGGUUCAAUGGAGCGGAGAUGGAACUGGUAUAUCAGUAUCAUACAGAGGAAUCAGGAGGAAAGGAUACAGUGAUGACUGUGUUUUUGGACACAAUAAUCACUCCUGGAGUCUGAUCUGCUCUAAUAACAGUUACUCAGUCAGACACAAUAACCAGAGAACUGUCCUACCUGCCCCCCCAUCCCUGUCUGACAGAGUAGGAGUGUAUCUGGACUGGGGGUCCGGCACUCUGUCUUUCUACACCAUCUCCCCUAACACACACACACUGACCCACCUACACACAUUCAAUACCACAUUCACUGAACCGCUCUACGCUGGAUUCCAUAUUUACAAAAAUUCUUCAGUGAGCCUGUGUGAGAUAGAAUAACCACUACAGAGAGGCUUUUAAUUUUUAUUUAUUAUUGAUACAUUUAACUUCUUUUGUUUAGUAUUGGGGCUAUGAGGCUAAUUUCGCUAACAAAAAAUAGUCACCUGUCACGAUUGGUUCCUCCCACUCCCCCACGGCCUUGUGUUUACUUCCCGGUCGUCCACAUGCUUCUUUGUUUUGAUUCUUCACUGUCCUGCCCCCUUGUUUCGUGACUCCACCCCUGAUUGUUUCCACCUGUUUUCCACAUGUGUCUUGUGAUCCCUUGUAUUCCCUUGUGCCAUAUAAGCCCUUUGUUUUCCCUGGUCUGUGUUGGUCUUUGUAUUGGGUUUAUGUAUGAUAUCUUUGAUGUUUGAGGUUUGAGGCGUUUGGAAUUCUGUGUUUUGUUUCGUUGUGUCUGUUCCUCCUGCUCUCUGUGUUGGCUCACUGACCCUGGACUAUCUUGACCCUGACCUCAUCGCUCCGUGUUACAUCACCUAAACUUGACCCUGAAUGACCCUAUCCUGUCUUACAGAGAACAGAGAGUACAGCAGAACAGUCAGUGUGGUCAGUGAAGACUUACAAUUGAUAAUGAGAAGUUUAUGUAGAUGUUCAAACAGAAAGAAAUUGUGUGACCCUUUGUGUUAUUGUGUUAUUAAUUGUUAUUAAUUAUUGAGUACAAUAAGUAUCAUUAUGCUCUACCAAUACCCGUAUUGAUGAUUAUUACUGGUGAAUAAAAUCCAUCAUGAUGCAUUUUUCUUAGUGUAUGAUGGGCAUAUUCAGUAUUUCUAGAGCACAGAACACUCACACUGAUCAACAAAUGCAGUCUUUUAUAAAUUAUUGAGAAUUGCUGAACAAAAGUGGUGAGCAGACUGUCAGGUAUCAUAGCAGGUUGAUGUUUCUAAUAAAGUGGCCUGUGGUGUGAGUGGUCUAAUUUU